Pisolithus orientalis is the source of this 2352-nucleotide messenger RNA. RefSeq lists its product as uncharacterized. The transcript has 10 exons. Bases 132 to 2102 code for a protein of 656 amino acids. The record is from RefSeq and is a predicted model, not a curated record. NCBI's taxonomy places the organism in Eukaryota, Fungi, Basidiomycota, Agaricomycetes, Boletales, Pisolithaceae.
GUCCGGAAACCAUCCCCGCAUCGUCUCUCGCCCUCCGUCUGAUAGUCAUUCUAUUCAUUUUACCGCGGGUGCGGUUUUGUAAGUGAUUAGCUUUCGUGGCUCUUGGUCUGUGACCUGUCCACUCUCUCGAAAUGCACUUUCUUGAAACCCCAUUCCUUCUUUUCACCCUCCUUUCCUUUCCUUUCUUCGUACGGUCACAAUGUACGCUCAAAAUUCCGAACAAUCCUCUCACAGCGGCGGGCCUCGCGACUCCUUUUGAACUCUCGGGAUGUAAUCAACUAGACUUCGCUGACCAAGGCGUUUUCGUGGAAGCAAACAUAUUUGAUCCUGCGACUGGCAAUAUCCAGAUUUACAGUCCCCUCGUCAUCAAUGCUGGAAUGACCAGUACAGCGAACAACACAAAUCAUUCCAAGUCCGGUGGAAGCGCAGGCUUUUUUAUUCCCCCCAUUACGCCUACCGUUCCCAACGGCGCAGUUGUUGCUCUUUGGUUUGGCUCGAAUGCUGAUACACUCACUUUGACCGGCGACACCAAUACUUGUGUCAACGGGCUGGACAACUUGGUAUUUGGACAAUUCGCGUACUGUAAUGCCCCAGCUUGGUUCACUGCCGUCAACGGAGCUGUGGCGAACGACCUUGUUAAGGUUCCGGCUCCCGGUACUGGUUUAAACGGCCAAGCUUGUCCAACGACACGGGAUUUCCGGAUCGUUGACCAGGACCAGUCAGAUAAUGUCGUUACCACGUACCUUUUGAUUAACAAUAAUACGUUGGCGCAGCACACUCCGGAGAAUGCGCAAGCCAAUCCUAAUGCAGAGGUUCUAUCGAACGCAUCCGAUAAUGCCCUCCUUAACGAGUUCAUUCAGCCUACACUCAAAUGUACGCCUUACCAAAACGCUUGUGCGACUUGCCCCACUGGUCAAUCGCCUGCGCUAUCGACGAAUGAACUCCAAGGAGCAUUUUAUCCGCCGGCUGGUGGUCCAGCACUGGUCCCCCUCAAUGAUCCCAUGGUCCUCGUCAAUGGAAAUGAGUCUCUCGACAAAGUUAACCUGUAUCGCGCAGGGGUGGGUCAACCCACAGCCGACCAAAACAAUGCAUCCGGGACGACUUAUUGCCAUCAAUUUGCUCAGUCAGGCAUCUUCAUCGCAUCGAAUGAACAAGCGUUCACUCAAGUGACCUCCCCUGCCGCCGACCAAGCGACGAAUUUAUUCACUUUCUUGGCUAUGAGGUUUUCGGCGUCGUUCGGGCCGGCGCCCGGACUCGGUUGCGUAACCUUGUUGAAUGUAGAUAAUCCUGUUACACUAACUAUGGAUGGAAACGGCGUUGUAACUGCGGCUGUGAUUAACACGUCCGUCUUGCAACAAAUCCUUGGAGGUGGAGGAGUUUCUUCUUCUAUCACUACCGCUACCACAAGCUCACAUCCUACUACUACUAGUGCAAGUUCGCGUCCCGCUACUAGUGCACACACGACUAGGCACUCAUCCCCGCCUCCGGCGUUAAACUCGUGUCAACCGCUGCGACCUGUAUCCUCCUCGACUCCGGGCAUAACCUCGAUUCAAGGCACGACGUCGGCUCAGAUAACUUCCACCGUGACAACCACUUCGGCAGGUGCAGCUACCUCGAUUCCGUCCCAUUCCAGCGGCGGCUCUUCGGCACCCAGUCAUACGCACACGCACACAAAACAUCACAAUAACCCGACCGACACAACCCCAUACCUUACAAUAACGCCGAGUGCGACAGGAUCAAUCAUGUUGGAUACGACUAACACCAUGAUCACACCGAAUGCGACUUGCACCGCGACCGCGCCGGGGGCGAAUGGUACCCAAAUUCAAACUGUCACUGUCACCGUCACCGCGACGACGUGUCCGACUAAGGUGAGAUACAAUCUUCUUCUGCGUCUUGUGGGAUGUUUAAUGUGCAAUAAUCUUAAUGCGGUAUGUCUCCUGCUACAUAGCCGGCCGGACAGCGCCGGAGGUCACCUGAUCCGUUGUCACCACGGCUCUUGCCGAGGUCGUACAGCCACAAUAGGAUACGUAAGAAGAGGUUCUCUCUGGAAAUGUGAUGUAGCGUUGCUUCCCAUGCGGGCUGGUCUUUUCAGUUAUUUUUAAAGUGCCAAAGUAUUUGGCCCAUAACAUCGUUCAAGGAAUUCGCUACCCUGUACUUGUUAUUUCCGAUGGUGCGACAAUCACUUGCUGGCAUAUUACCCUUCCGCACCGUUCCCUACUUUCUUCACAAUAGGGUUCCACAUUCUCACCUCGUUUCAAUAUAUCUUCUGAAGCUCCGAGAGCAGACUUGUUCAUUCCACAUGGUUUACACUACUAGUAGCAAUAAUGGAUGUACUUCCUGCCAAUCUCGUCC